This is a messenger RNA of Gaeumannomyces tritici R3-111a-1, 507 nucleotides long. RefSeq lists its product as hypothetical. Bases 1 to 507 code for a protein of 168 amino acids. The transcript has a single exon. The record is from RefSeq and is a predicted model, not a curated record. NCBI's taxonomy places the organism in Eukaryota, Fungi, Ascomycota, Sordariomycetes, Magnaporthales, Magnaporthaceae.
AUGCAGCCGAAGAGCAAGAUUGCCGCGGACAGGGCGCUACUGCUAGAGAGCAACGCGGAUCAAGGUGUCGAAAGGGGAGGUGCAGGUAUUCGGGAAAACAAGGGCAGGCAGAUGGUUGAAGGGCAAAACCACGAUUGGCUUUACAAAGAUAUGGCGCCGAGGCGCAAGGGUAUCGGCAGCGCAGGAAAGAGCUGCGUUGAUAAAAAGACCCGAAGGCCCGUCACCCUUUCUGCGGAGAGCCGGAGACGACGCUGGGGUCUAGAGGCGUGGGUUGGGAUGCGAGUUGGGAAGCUUGUGGUGAUAGGCGAGAGGGAAGAGGAUGGUGACAGGUAUCUGUGCAGUCAGCGAGCAAGCGGGCUGAAGUUGGAGGUUGUUGGCAAGUUAUAUCAAGUCGAUUCGCGUGCCUUUGGAAGAAGACAGCGAAGGCGAGGAGAAUGCUUUGUGGAAGAGAGAGGGAAGAGACGAGGGAAAGGAGGAGGGGGAGCAGUAGAAGGUGGGAGAUAUUAG